Cladocopium goreaui is the source of this 426-nucleotide messenger RNA. The record is from the annotation of a GenBank genome assembly. Lineage: Eukaryota; Dinophyceae; Suessiales; Symbiodiniaceae.
AUGGAGGCGGUCCUGGAUGAGAUGCAGCACCUGCCAAGUUUGCCGUUAGGGGCUUUCAAGAUCCCAAGAUCCCGCAGAUUCAAGCCGCAACCGGCGGAUCUCACCGUUUCGCGCACCGAGCGCUUCAAGAUGGACCGUGACAAGGCCACCAGCUAUCUAUAUGAACAGUUUUUUGUUCACUUGGCCUUCGCUGGGAAAAGUUCGGAGUGGAUCGAGUCGCGUUGUGUCUUUCACUUGCAGGAACGCUUGGAUUGGAACUUCUUGGAUCACGUGCUGGCAGGAGUGUAUCAAAUUCCCCCAGCAUUACCAUAUCCCGUCGACCGCGGCCAGCUGGCUGACAUGGUACCGCGGCGAGACAGUUCCACGACCUCCUUUGCUGGGGACACACGUGAUGGUUGGCAGCUCCGAGGAGUGCAGGGGAGUUAA